UGUUCGUAUCUUUGUUGUAAACAACGGUGAAAAUUCUUCCGCCAAAGCGCUUUUACUUUUUAGUCGCGUUAAUUUACCAAAAAUCUAAUGAAAAGUAAUGAUUAUUCUAUAAUCAGCUAAACGCUGUAUACGAAAUGCUGACCUCAAAGAUAAGUAAAGUGAGUAAAGUAGUAAUUUGCGGUGGUAAAGGCGUAGGAAAAACUGCCAUCCUGGAACAACUGAUCUACGGUAAUGUUACCAUCGAGUCGGAAAUCCACAGCACAAUUGAGGACACCUAUGUGGCCAGUGUGGAUACCGGAAAGGGCAGUCGAGAUACGCUGCGAAUCUACGAUACAGCGGGUCUGCAAGGCAGCGUCCAACUCCCUAGGCACUAUUUGACCUACCCGGAUGCGUUUAUUCUAGUUUACGACCCAAGUGAUCCGUCCAGUUUGGAUAUGCUGGGCGGAAUCAAGAGCGACAUCGAUAAGUUUAAGGAUAAGAAAGAAAUUUUCAUCAUUGUGAUAGCAAACAUGCGAUCACGGCAGUCGCGCUCGGCCGGAUCAUCCCCGAUCAAUUCCUCUCAGCAACAGUAUCAGAUGAACAACGACGCAAUCGAGUCCAACCUGACUCGAGCGAACAAUUGGUGCGCUCGAGAACGAAUCAAACAUUACACCGUCAACGCAAUGGAGCGUGCCUCGCUGUACGAACCGUUUGUCCAGUUGGCCAGCCGGCUGUAUCCUCCUCAGACGAAGAGUAGCUUUCCGCAGCUCCGCCAGCUUACUCAGAAAACCUCCAAAGUGGACAACAGUUAGUCGACACCGCUUCAGUUGGCGUAUUAUUGUUCUUACAACCAAAAAAUGCUCGAGCUAGGGCCAAAUUUUAUGUGACUCUUUUUAUAUUGAAGACUGGUUAUGUUGGAAUAAUCCGGCAUAAUUACUCUUAGUGAUGUUUCGCUGCAAUUACAACUAUUAUUCUAUGAAGAUUAGCUUCUCUUCCUUUUUGAUCAGGGAACCUGUUAGACUGCACUUUAUUUUUUUAGGAUAAUUUACAUAAAUAUCCAAAAGUAAAUGCACCAUUAUCAGUAUCCAGUUUAGCUUUUAAGUUAUGAUCAUGUAUUAGAGGUACGUAAUGCACCCAGUUUAUAAGCGUUUUGCUUCCUAUUAGUCAUCUAUUGAAACGUGUAUCUCCUUAAAUUGUACUUAAUACGAUUAAGCAACAGCAAAAAUUAGAUUAUUUGAGCUAUACAAAAAACAGACAAGUCUUAAAUGAAAGAAAUACAUUUAUUUUACUUUACAUAAAAA
Armigeres subalbatus is the source of this 1280-nucleotide messenger RNA. RefSeq names its product NF-kappa-B inhibitor-interacting Ras-like protein (gene kappaB-Ras). The record is from RefSeq and is a predicted model, not a curated record. Gene Ontology annotation, biological process: canonical NF-kappaB signal transduction; Ral protein signal transduction. Bases 135 to 791 code for a protein of 218 amino acids. NCBI's taxonomy places the organism in Eukaryota, Metazoa, Arthropoda, Insecta, Diptera, Culicidae. Gene Ontology annotation, molecular function: GTPase activating protein binding; GTP binding; GTPase activity. The transcript has 3 exons.